Acyrthosiphon pisum (pea aphid) is the source of this 1100-nucleotide messenger RNA. RefSeq lists its product as uncharacterized. The transcript has 4 exons. Lineage: Eukaryota; Metazoa; Arthropoda; Insecta; Hemiptera; Aphididae. The record is from RefSeq and is a predicted model, not a curated record. Bases 45 to 1100 code for a protein of 351 amino acids.
CGUCACCGUAUCCAGCAUUACAUUACAUCGGUAUAGAUAGGGUAAUGUUUGCUCAUGGUGUAAACGAUAUGAUGAACUACAAGAAAAACAGGAUUAUUUGCUUUUCGGAUUCCGCUGGGACAGUAAUGGUAAUGACCAUACGUGCAUCGAUACUGAAACCGAACGAAAUCGAAGAAAUCGGAAGCCGAUUCCAGAAGGAGUUGGAUUGGUUAACAGGGUUGGACGAUUGGAACGAUAUGUACAAAAGAGAAUUUGGUCCAUUGGGAGAAUACGACUUGGACGAUCAUGAUUACAAGGCAAUGCAAUCCGACGAGCAACCACAUGCGGUUGAAAGAGAAUUAAUUCAACCAAUAUUGUCACAAGAUCAAAUAAAGAAAACAAUUUGUGACGAAACAUUCAACUGGUAUAUAAAUCGGAGAGGACCGCAGACACGUUUGGGUAAAUUGAAAUACGAGUACAUACAACGAGAAAAACAAUAUAUGGUCGAGGCUAUGAUGAAAAAAAAGAAUGUCAGUCAAAAACAAUUCGAUGAAUAUUACGAUGGAAUCAUAAAUAAAAGUGACAGUAAAACUGAGGAGAUUUCAAUAAUAAGAUCCGAAGCCGAUAAAAAGUAUAGGGACAUUAUAAAUAAAUUAUUGGCUGCCAAUCAUACAGACGAAUAUAAAUUCGAUCCUGGUUUAAAAAGAAAACCCGCAUUGGCAGACCAAAAAUUAUUAAAUGUAGAACUUCAAAAAUUGUGGACAUUAGACUUUAAAAUUGAAAGAGAAAAAUUUAUUGAUUAUGUGAAUAAGAACCAUUAUAAAUCCGAGGAAGUAAACUGGGAUCAAAGUAAGUUGGUACUUGCCGUUAUUUCAGCCCUUUAUGAAGCUGGAAUUAUAGUUAGAUAUUUAACUAGUGAUGGAACAAGCACAAAUUUAAAAACUUAUAAAAAUUUAAGUUGCUGUUUAGAUCCUUCAAAUUUGAAAUCUUCAUUUACUCAUCCAGAAGACCCUUAUAUUAACAUCCAAUGUAUUGUAGAUCCUUGUCAUCUAAUGAAAAUAUGUCUUAUUUAUAUGGUGCUAGUCGCUUCUUCUUGUUUGGUUUUGGCGGUGAUGCGGUGA